Molecule: messenger RNA, 1310 nt
Organism: Lathyrus oleraceus (garden pea)
Lineage: Eukaryota; Viridiplantae; Streptophyta; Magnoliopsida; Fabales; Fabaceae
Product: probable WRKY transcription factor 11
Exons: 3
Coding region: 84-1046 (320 amino acids)
Biological process (GO): regulation of DNA-templated transcription
Molecular function (GO): DNA-binding transcription factor activity; sequence-specific DNA binding
Source: RefSeq, a predicted model, not a curated record
UCAACCAAACCCAAUUCUCUUCUUUCUCUCUUUUCUUCUUCCUUCUUCUCAUUUCUAACUGCAAUUUGGUUUCUUCUUCUACCAUGGUUGUAGAUCCGGUUAUGAUUCCCAAGAUGAGGCUCGAAGAACAGAUUGCUAUACAAGAAGCUGCUUCUGCUGGAUUGAAAAGCAUGGAGCAUCUCAUUCGAGUGCUUUCUUCUCAAACUUCAUCUUCUUCCUCAAAUCAACGUAACCGUUUAGAUCUUGAUUGCACAGAAAUAACUGAUUUCACUGUUUCUAAGUUCAAACAGGUUAUUAAUUUGUUGAAUCGUACCGGUCACGCUCGUUUUCGUCGUGCACCUUGUUUGCAAUCUCAACCGAGAUCUGAGAAAUUGAAUCUUCAACAGCCACAGUCAAUCACUCUUGAUUUCGCAAAACAGAUUCAAGUAGUUAAGUCUAAUCCAAGUCCAAAUCCAAAUCCAAAUCCAAAUCCGAAUUUGAUGACUAAGUCUAAACCCAACCCUAAUCCGUCUGCCGAUUUAUCUGUUUCUCAAUACUCUAAACCCAAGGAAGCAUUCAGUAUCUCAGCCACUAGUUCUUCCUUUCUUUCCACCAUUACCGGAGACGGAAGCGUUUCCGAUGGUAAAAUAGCUCCUAUCAUUUCCUCUGGAAAGCCUCCUCUUGCUUCAUCUCACCGGAAAAGGUGUCAUGAAGCAACCGUCUCCGGUGCAGCUUCCGGUAAAGUAUCAUCAUCUGGUCACUGCCAUUGCUCUAAGAGAAGGAAAUCUCGUGUGAGGAGAACAAUUCGUGUUCCGGCGAUAAGUACUAAGGUUGCUGAUAUUCCGGCAGACGAAUUUUCAUGGAGGAAAUACGGUCAGAAACCUAUUAAAGGUUCACCUUACCCACGUGGUUACUACAAGUGCAGUAGCUUUAAAGGGUGUCCGGCGAGGAAGCAUGUGGAAAGGGCGCAAGAUGAUCCCAAUAUGCUUCUUGUGACCUACGAGGGAGAGCACCGACACCUGCCAACCUUCGGAACCGGUGCCGGAUUUACAUCUCAGGCUCACUAAGCGACGGCGCCGGUUGGAAAUUUCGUGAAAGGUUUCCGUGAACCGCUGUUUGCAGUUACUAACGGAGUUAUGUUGUAACCGUAACAGUGACGGAGAAAAAAGAACGGAGAUUUCGAGGGAAAAGAAAAUCAAAAAUCAAAAAUCAAAGUCAACUUUUACUUUUGUGGACCGAAAUGAAAGAGUUGUCUAAGAGUUGAUAAGGACUUUUGUGUAAAUUCGGCAAAAGAAUUAUUAUGAAAUGAAAAAUAUACCAGUUUUAUUUUA